GAAUUGGCAGCAGCCUCCGUGUGUGUGACCAAAUAUGCUUGGAGGAGAGUAGAAGAACGCUUCUUCUCUCAAUUUCGACGACAACGUGAGGAAGAAGACGAACUCGUCUCUCUCUCUAUUUAUUUUCAAUAUCACCUGGAGAAUUCUGCAGGGACAUCAAUAAUCAUAACCUAACAAGUUAACGCCACCGUUUUUCAGGUGACUUUUGUGUUCUAUUGAUCCUGCUUAAAAUCUCACCUUUGUUACUAAUCUUAAUCAGUGCACGACGAUUUCUGUUUUUCGUUUUUUGCGUUUCCAUUACGAUGGGAAUAAUGCCGAGAUGGGUUUCUGGGUUUAACGCGUUUCUCGAGACUUUAGCUCAACUUUGUAAAUUAAAAAACUUUUGAUGACCGGUAGUGAGAUUCGAAUGUGAUCAAGUAGAUUCUAAUGUGAAUCAGAUGUCGAAAAAGGAUUCUUAUGGUGACAAAAUCGAAAUUUUGAGCAUUUGGUUAGAAUUGAAUGUUCUAAUGUGGGAAGCAGAGAAAGUAUAAACAUUUGCUCUUAUUUCGAAGUGUAUGAUGCUUUACUUGUGAGUGUAUGCAAGAAAGUUGGAGAAUUUAAAUUGUUGGGAGGAAGCUAGUUUUUAUAGUAAUGUUCAAAGUUUGGAGAAGAGCUAAUUGGAAUGAUACGCGCUAAGCAUAUUAGUAACCUUUCAAGUACAGCAAGAUCCUUUUUUCUGAAUGGAUCGAGAACAAGUGUAACUGAUGGGAAUUCUUGUGUGUACUCGGAUGAUGAAAAUUGUGUCUCGAAACGUCAGCAACUUAGGAAGGAAGCUGGACAGACUGAAAAACGACCAUCCAGUAUCCUCCCAAAGCCUUCAGUUGUGGGAUGUAUAUUACCAGGAGAGGUAACAAAACCAGUGGUUCCAAAGAAGGUUGAUGAUUUUGGUCGGCCAUCUCUAUUGCCACAGCAUGUUUCUUCUUCCCCUGCCUUGCCGCUUAAAUCACAUUCCGUUAACUAUGCAUCAACCGUCGUUAGAGAGGAGGUGGAAGGUAAAGCUUCUUCAGAACCUAUUGGGGAUCAGAUUUUCAAGGCUGGUAUUGUUGCAGUAAAUUUUCUGUCAGAUUUAUCGAAUUGUAAGAUUCCUUCAUAUGAUGGAGGAAGCGAUGCAUUUGGAUUACCGAAAAGCUGUAUGGUUGAUCCAACACGGCCUAUUUCAAGUGUCAAGUCGUCGAAUGUGAAAGCUAUAAGAAGAGAGCACUUUGCCAAAAUUUACCCUAGAUCAGCUGCAAAAGAGUCGUCAGUUGGUACAACUAGAAAUCCCAGUAGCAAUUUUCGAGGGGCCAAGGAAGCUGAAAGAACUGGGUUUGUUAAAGGAUUCAGACAAGUUUCAAAUUCUGUGGUAGGAAAGUCAUUACCCACAACAAAUAACACAUAUGGCAAGAGGACAAGCGUGUUGCAGAGACCCCAUAUUGAUUCGAACAGGUUUGUGCCAAGCGGUUUCAGUAAUUCUUCAGUGGAAAUGAUGAAAGGACCUUCAGGGACUGCUCUGACAUCAAGACAGUAUUGUAAUUCCGGACACAUUGUGGAAAAUGUUUCCAGCGUUUUACGAAGAUUCAGGUGGGGGCCUGCUGCUGAAGAGGCCCUUCAAAAUCUAGGUUUGAGGAUAGACGCAUACCAAGCAAACCAAGUUCUUAAGCAGAUGAAUGACUAUGGAAAUGCUCUUGGUUUCUUCUACUGGUUAAAAAGGCAACCUGGGUUUAAGCAUGAUGGGCAUACUUAUACCACUAUGGUUGGUAAUCUCGGUCGUGCUAAGCAAUUUGGUGCAAUAAACAAGCUCCUCGAUGAGAUGGUUAGAGAUGGAUGUCAGCCAAACACAGUUACAUAUAACCGACUUAUCCACAGCUAUGGCCGUGCCAAUUACCUGAACGAAGCUAUGAAUGUGUUCAAUCAAAUGCAAGAGGCUGGAUGCAAACCUGACCGUGUAACUUACUGUACCCUUAUAGACAUUCAUGCUAAAGCUGGAUUUCUUGACAUUGCCAUGGAUAUGUACCAGAGAAUGCAGGCAGGAGGUCUUUCUCCGGAUACUUUCACUUACAGUGUCAUAAUAAACUGUCUUGGAAAAGCUGGACAUUUACCCGCUGCACACAAGCUCUUUUGUGAGAUGGUUGAUCAAGGUUGUACCCCUAACUUGGUCACAUACAACAUCAUGAUGGACUUGCAUGCCAAAGCGAGAAACUAUCAGAAUGCGUUGAAGCUUUACCGUGACAUGCAAAACGCUGGGUUUGAGCCUGACAAAGUGACAUACAGCAUUGUGAUGGAGGUGCUUGGACACUGUGGAUAUCUCGAGGAAGCAGAGGCUGUUUUCACCGAGAUGCAACAGAAAAAUUGGAUUCCUGAUGAGCCAGUUUAUGGUCUUUUGGUGGAUUUGUGGGGAAAAGCAGGUAAUGUGGAAAAGGCGUGGCAAUGGUAUCAAGCAAUGCUUCAUGCUGGUCUGCGACCUAAUGUUCCUACAUGCAACUCCCUUCUUAGUACCUUCCUUAGGGUUAACAAGAUAGCUGAAGCUUAUGAGUUAUUACAAAACAUGCUGGCGCUUGGUCUACGCCCCUCUUUGCAGACAUACACGUUACUCUUGAGCUGUUGCACGGAUGGUCGGUCAAAACUUGAUAUGGGUUUCUGUGGCCAGUUGAUGGCAAGCACAGGUCAUCCAGCACAUAUGUUUCUCCUCAAGAUGCCAGCUGCGGGUCCGGAUGGCGAAAACGUGCGCAACCAUGCGAACAAUUUCCUGGAUCUUAUGCAUAGCGAGGACAGGGAGAGCAAGCGAGGACUCGUGGAUGCGGUGGUUGACUUUCUACAUAAGUCCGGGCAAAAAGAAGAGGCCGGAUCUGUCUGGGAAGUUGCUGCACAAAAGAAUGUGUUUCCUGAUGCAUUAAGGGAGAAAAGCUGCAGCUACUGGCUUAUCAAUCUCCAUGUAAUGUCAGAGGGAACUGCAGUCACCGCGCUGUCUAGGACGCUUGCUUGGUUCCGUAAGCAGAUGUUAGCUUCAGGAACUUGCCCUUCUCGGAUUGAUAUAGUAACUGGUUGGGGAAGACGUAGUAGAGUCACCGGUACAUCAAUGGUGAGACAAGCAGUUGAGGAGCUGCUGAACAUCUUUGGUUCACCGUUUUUCACGGAGAGUGGAAACUCAGGUUGUUUCGUUGGAAGCGGAGAGCCUCUUAACAGAUGGUUGCUGCAGUCUCAUGUUGAGAGGAUGCAUUUGCUGUGAGUUUUUGUAUCACAAUAUAGGCUUUUUAUAUUUAUUUAUUUUAUCUUUUGGCCGAUUGUGUCUUAUGAAAUUGUUUUAGCUAGUAAGUCAUAAGUUAAGGUUAGAGCUAGACAGGAUGGAGUGUCUCUCCAGUCUUUUGUCCUCAGCUUCUCAGUUGUAUCUUCCUCUCGUAAUAAUUUGAGAUUACUUGAAACGAUCGAGGUGUAAACAAUUAUCUAGAUUUAAUAAUAUGUAGAGUAUUUUUUUUCAUACAA
This is a messenger RNA of Arabidopsis thaliana (thale cress), 3498 nucleotides long. RefSeq names its product Pentatricopeptide repeat (PPR) superfamily protein. NCBI's taxonomy places the organism in Eukaryota, Viridiplantae, Streptophyta, Magnoliopsida, Brassicales, Brassicaceae. The transcript is spliced from 2 exons. The record is from RefSeq and is marked reviewed. Bases 662 to 3244 code for a protein of 860 amino acids.